AUGCCUAUCAAUAACAACCUCCCCACCGUCGUCCUUAUCGUCGGUGUCCAGCACGUUCCGAGCUCUUACGCUUCGUUUGUGAUGAUGAUCCACAACAGAGGUCAUGAAGUCCGGAUUCUGCGGCUCCCCGCGAGGCAAGACCUCCGUUCCAUGGUCCACCGGUCCAUGGAGAGACUAAUCGCAACCGGCCGGAAGGUAAUUGUAUUGCUGGACACAUACAGUGGCCAGUUCAAAAUCAAAUUCCUGUUCGGGCUGGGCGUCAAGAGGCGCAGAGCGCAGGGUCUCGCUGGUGGGAUCAUACGCGUGUUCUACAUCCAGGGCUUUGCGGUCGCCCAGGGAGGUGGCUCGUCUACAUCUACGCCACGGAGGGAUCGACGGUACCGUGGGCGGCCUACUCCUACCCGGAGAUGUCUGUGCAGACCAUGCAGGAGAAUGGACACUAAGCGGGACCUUGAGCGCGUGAGAAGGGCUCGUGCCCCAACUGUGAUGCGGAAUCGGGCAGGAUUGUCCAUGGGUUUGCGAGUGGCAUUCAGAGCCUUGUUCCUCUUCGCUUUCCUCUAUGCCGUGGGUUGGUAA
Aspergillus saccharolyticus JOP 1030-1 is the source of this 576-nucleotide messenger RNA. RefSeq lists its product as uncharacterized. The coding region runs from base 1 to 576 and encodes 191 amino acids. The transcript has a single exon. The record is from RefSeq and is a predicted model, not a curated record. Lineage: Eukaryota; Fungi; Ascomycota; Eurotiomycetes; Eurotiales; Aspergillaceae.